AUGAUGCUGGAUGAGGGCACUGCCGGAAUAGUUCGGAACCCUGCCAAAAAGACAAAAAACCGCUAUCUAGAGUUUGAGGUUUACGAUCGGGAGGACACUCUCUGGGGAUUUUAUUACAACCCCAAAAAGUUCAAGGACCCUGCCAUCGUUUCUGAGGACUUCCUCAAAAUAGUCACUCUCCCGGCGUCAGGUUCUUUUACGAAAGUUAACAAGCCGACCCCGGUCGCGAAGGCCGACGAAAGUAUCGAGAUGCCGGUUGAACACCUUCUCGUCACAUUCUUCGACUCGUGUAAAAUUCGUAAUGAUGAUCUAGAUCUUGCCGGGAAGAUCGAGUCCACGAUGCCAUCCCCUUAUUCAGUCAAUCAUUACGAGUAUAUGAAGAGCUUCCUCAAGAAACACAAAGGAAAAUGGGCCAUCUAUCCUAUCGCCAAGAUGGAGAAGCCUGACCCCUCUGACGACCCAUCAUGGCAUGCUUGGGCAGAACAGGCAAUGAUUGCUCUAUACGAUGCCUAUCAUCCAGGCAUGCGAGAUAUGUCUUGGGAGGGCUUCAAUAACCCCGUCACCUGUUUGCCGGGUCAGGUCGCUAGUAUCUUUACAAAAAUCGCUGCGUCAGUGACGAAAUUGGAAGCAUUUUCUUCAUUCGCGAGACCCCGCUUCAAAGCUAGCCCUGGCCCAGAGAGUGGCCUCAAUUGGAACAGUCCAGUCUUGGAGUUGUAUCGUGUCGCAAAUCGCCUUUGGACGGGGCCAGAAAGAAUCCGUCAUGAGGAUGGUCCAUCUUGCUGGCUCUACAACGGAACGCCGUGCAGAGUGGAAGACAACGGUAAUGUCAAGGAUCUCGAUAGACUCGCCGUCACCUUUUGUACACGCCCAAUGCCAGAAGGCGUACGAGGCACGAAGGAAACCAUUCAGCGCCUCCGUCUUCCUUUGAGAAAGAAUGAUGGCGGCGAAUGGAAAGUCAAGGACGGCGACUACGUGAUUCCCGCGGUCGAGAUUGCAAUUUUUUUCACUGCCAGAUCUCUCAAGAUCCACGAGGGACUGAAGGUUUUCACUCCCGAGAAUACUCCCGAGAAAGAAGAAUCGGACCGGCCCAGACUGCUUUCCGGCAAAGAGAAAAGGGAAUUACCUGACGGGAGGAGUGGUUUUGAAACUCGGUGGUAUUCCACGAGCAUAACGACUUGGCAGCAGCCAUUCGUUAUCAAGGAAAAAAGCACUUCUCAAGCUUCAGAGGCUGGUCAAACGGAGAAAGCAGGCGAUGGAAAUGUCAAGUGCAAGGAGCCGCGUCGUUUCGUUUACGACUCAACGGCGGCUCUUAAUCCCGAGGAGGAUAUUUAG
Colletotrichum tamarilloi is the source of this 1332-nucleotide messenger RNA. RefSeq lists its product as uncharacterized. The record is from RefSeq and is a predicted model, not a curated record. The transcript is spliced from 4 exons. Lineage: Eukaryota; Fungi; Ascomycota; Sordariomycetes; Glomerellales; Glomerellaceae. Bases 1 to 1332 code for a protein of 443 amino acids.